AUGACCAUAGACGGGAUUAUGACUCCUCCCCAUAGUCCCCAGCGGGGCGUUAUGAUGCACCAUGUGCUUCAAGCUGCGGGCCCGCUUUCCACGCAGUUUGAUAUCAGGCUGCCGCAGGAUAGGAUCCCGCUAGACAUGAAAACCUUGGCGGAACAGGCUACGCAGCCUCCGGUAUCGAGGAUGCGACUCGAUGUGAUAGGCAUUUUCCUUAUCGAUAUAUAUAGCCAGCACGGCACUACCCUUACCGUUGGCAACGUCCUGAGCCAACUGGCUCAAGGAAUGUCUGCUCAGGCACGUGGUCCAGAGCUUCAGCGAUUUCCGAUCGACACGCAGCAGCGCGCAUCGCAGUCAUCCGCCGUGCCAGCGCCAGGGCAGGCCCCCCCUUGGAUUGCAUCGACCCGUGUGUUCAGUGCCACUCAGAAUCGCCUUGCCAUUUCAACCUGCGAGUCCCGCUUAGCUCAGUUGGUAGAGCGCGUCACUAGUACGCUAGUUGACAUGACGAGUACUCCCUACCGCCGUUUUCGCGUAGGAUCUCGCCCCGGUCGAACACAAGCUCUCCUUGAACGACCUCCCUCUGAGAACACGAACAUCUCGCCAACCGCUGAGCGUACGGUCUUGAUUUCUACUGCGCUAGACCCGUCUCGCGGGAGAGUACAGGGUGUGGUCGAAAUUCGCUUUCCCGCAAUCCUGGAUCAGCAAAUCCAUGAGGUCCAUGUGAAGUUGAGAGGGCAUGUACGAACGUCUAUUCGACGGAGUAAUGGAAACGGCGGCAGCUCGACUACAAGAGAGGAGUUAGAUAUUGUCCGACGAAGCCGCUCACUGUGGACGCGAGGCUCAGCAUACCCGCCUGCCGGCUCGCACACGUUGACCACACCGUUCCAGUUCGAACUUCCUCACGACAUGCCACCGUCAUUUUCGUAUGAACAUCGAGGAGUCACUGGCUCCGUUCGAUACACAGUCUCCGCCGUUGGAUCUCGCGCCGGUAUAUUCCAGCCGAAUAGGAGAUCAACAUAUGAGCUUGAGGUUGUACCAGCAGAUCCCAAUGGUUCCAUGAUCGCAGACGCAUUGAGAAGCGGGUGGCAGGGUGAAUGGACGAAGAGACGUACGGUUGAUCGGAUUCGCAAGGGGUUCUGGGGAGAGUAUGCCAAUAUCGAGAUGGAGUUUUGCUAUCCGUCGAUGACCACUUUCCCCCUACAUACAGAUAUACCAUUCUCGGUCACCAUCACGACACUGAGCAAGACUUGCACUCCCGGUGACAGCAAGGUGUGGCCCGUUCCACCUUCGAGCCCUCAUCAAGUGCGCUUCGAGCUUCGAAAUAAGGUCGAUAUCCGGGCCCACCGCCUGCAUCGCUCACACGAACGAUCGCCUGCGUCACUUGGAGGGAUGCAUUAUUCGAGAGGGAAUGUCGAUGUCGAGACAUUACCGAGGGAGUGGGUGGCGACAGGCUCUGGCAGUGGAGGAGGAAAGUGGAGGCAGACGGUCACGUUCAAGACGGCCUUCCAAUUGAGAUGUCCGCCGACAUUCAGAUGUGCGACCAUCGCAAACGAGCAUCACAAUGAUCUCCGGACGUACCUCUUAUCAGUAUCGCCUAUUCCUCCGUGUCCAUUACGGAUGGCUGGCUGGUGGGUUGGAUAUGAUUGUCGUACUGGCAUGCGUCAUGUCAAACCAGCAACCGAUGAAGCAUGCCGUAUACUCAGGGCUGCUACCCUUCCUUUGUACCGUUGGACGGGCAUGGACACAGCCUAUUUACUCUCUCUUGAUCAUCCCAGUUACCCCAGCACGGUCAUCUACGAAAGCUGGGCAUACGCGGUGGGAGACCCGACGUCUUUCACACUAAUCCUUGUCAUGGCGUAA
Postia placenta MAD-698-R-SB12 is the source of this 1854-nucleotide messenger RNA. RefSeq lists its product as hypothetical. Gene Ontology annotation, biological process: protein transport. Gene Ontology annotation, cellular component: cytoplasm. The record is from RefSeq and is a predicted model, not a curated record. The coding region runs from base 1 to 1854 and encodes 617 amino acids. The transcript has 9 exons. Lineage: Eukaryota; Fungi; Basidiomycota; Agaricomycetes; Polyporales; Adustoporiaceae.